GGGUAUCUGAGGUUUAGAGCCAAGAAAAGUGAAACCAUGAGAUUGAUUGAGGCUCAAGGUGAUGACCAAGAAUCGGCUGCUAUAAAGUUGCAGAAGGUCUACAAGAGCUUCCGGACCAGGCGAACGCUUGCUGAUUGUGCUGUUCUGUUGAGCAUUGAGCAGAGGUGGUGGAAUUUGUUGGAUUCUGCAGAGCUCAAUAGGAGCUCCAUUUCGUUCUUCGACAUUGAGAAGCACGAGACAUCAAUCUCUCGUUGGUCAAGAGCAAGAACAAGGGCUGCCAAGGUUGGAAAAGGCUUAUCACAGAACAGCAAAGCUCAGAUACUCGCCUUGCAGCACUGGCUCGAAGCUAUCGAUCCACGACACCGUUAUGGACACAAUCUACAUUUCUAUUACAUGGAAUGGCUGAAUCUUCAAAGCAAAGAGCCCUUCUUCUACUGGCUAGAUAUAGGAGAGGGGAAGGAAGUUAAUCUUACGGAGAAGUGCCCUCGUUCUAAGCUUCAACAGCAGUGCAUCAAGUACCUUGGACCGAGGGAGAUGGAGGCUUAUGAAGUUGAAGUGGAGGAUGGGAAGCUCUUGUACAAGAAAACUGGGGAGCUUCUUGACACCAUAGACGAACCAAAGGGUUGCAAGUGGAUAUUUGUCCUUAGCACGUCCAGGACCUUAUACGUCUCGCAGAAAAAGAAAGGCUCGUUUCAGCACUCUAGCUUCUUGGCCGGAGGAGCCACGCUGGCUGCUGGGAGGAUCGUCGCUGAUAAAGGCGUCUUAAAGGCGGUCUGGCCUCACAGUGGGCAUUACCGGCCUACAGCCGAGCAUUUUCAAGAUUUCGUAUUGUUUCUCAAGGAUGGGAAUGUGGAUCUUGACAAAGUUGAGUUUGAAUCUGUCGAUGACGAGGACAAAGACUCGGUCGAGAAGCAUAUGAGAAACAUCUCCUCCGUAGACGACUUGACUGAAGGAGAUCAACUGAGGAUGGAAGAACACAAGGUUAGCUCGGUUAAACAUUGAAGUGAAAAGAGCAGCAUUGGAUGCAGUUCUAGCCUCUCAAGGCAAGGUAAUCACUCACACUUUGUUGAGCACUAGUGAAGCAGCUUCUAUUCUUUCAUUUAAUUCAUUCUUUAUUGUGAACAGAAACGACGAUUCUACUUAGGUAUCACAUUCAGUUAUUCAUUCCUAAUGUUUCAAACAAGAACACAUUUUUGUCUUUUUUCCAUUUUU
Salvia hispanica is the source of this 1212-nucleotide messenger RNA. The record is from RefSeq and is a predicted model, not a curated record. NCBI's taxonomy places the organism in Eukaryota, Viridiplantae, Streptophyta, Magnoliopsida, Lamiales, Lamiaceae.